AUGAGUUCUCAAGGUUCUGUGAACAACGACAACAUCAUUAACAACACCGGUGAUACCGAUGACUACGACGAUUACCUAAACCCGGAAACGCACACCUAUUUCAAAAACCUAAACCUGCGUUAUUUUGCUUGCUGUCCAAUCGAAAUAAUCGAUGAAAACAGAAAGCUCAUGGAGCUUUGCUUGGAGCAUGGAAAUCCUGAGGCUCACUACAUUGAAGACAUUAUUAAAUACUUCACAGACAAAGACAAACACAAAUGUAUUUACCAUCUACGCCAAUCGUCCAUAGGCAACAAUGACAACGGUACGUUUCUCUUUGGUUUGUUAAUGCUUUCUCUAGGUUACUAUCCUAGGGGUAAGAAAAAGUACAGGAAAUCUACAGAAUCCUCUAAAAAGGAGAACGUUCGGAAGGAAGUAAUUGAGAUGUUACUCAAGAUGAUAAAUGAAGUGAACCCAUAUGUGCAUCAGUUUAGAUCUGCUAGGGAUAGAUUCAACACGAAUCCGGAACAAGCAUUCCAUAUGCGCAUUGUUAGCAGUCGUGAAAAAGAUGGAAGAACAUAUGACACUCCUAAAGCCUCUGAGGUAGCAGCAUUAAUUCCGGGUGAUUUCAAUUUGGACAUGGAUAAAAGAGAUAUUGUCUUGCAAGAGAAGCAAACCGGUUGGCUAAAGAGGAUUAGUGAGAUUCACCCAUCUUAUCUCGCACUUCAAUAUCCUCUCAUAUUCACUUACGGGGAAAAUGGCUUCAGACUUGGGAUUAAGAAAAGAGAAACAGCGGCUACAGCUAAACUAAAGAAGAAGGAUAUCAGUAUGAGGCAGUGGCUCUGUUUUCUACGGAUGAACCAAAAAAGCCUCAGAUCAGAUAGCUAUGACUCUAUAGCUCAAUCAGAAAACGGUGGAAAAACAGAUAUGCAUGACAAAGGCACUGGAUUUCUGCUACCAGCCUCAUUCACAGGAGGACCGAGAUACAUGAAGAACUGCUACCUAGAUGCCAUGGCCAUAUGCAAAUAUUAUGAGUUUCCUGAUCUGUUUGUAACAUUCACUUGCAAUCCUAAGUGGCCUGAAGUCACUAGAUAUCUAGAGAAACGCAAUCUUAUUGCUGAUGAUAGACCCAAAAUCAUUGGAAGGAUUUUCAAAAUCAAGCUAGAUUCUCUCAUGUAUCAUCUAACGGAUAAAGAGUUACUGGGGAAGACAUGGCAAAAACGUGGUCUACCUCAUGCACAUAUUCUCUUAUUUAUGCAUCAUGAUUCAAAAUUUCCAACCACUGAUGACAUCGACAAGGUUAUCUCUGCGGAAAUUCCAGACAAAGAGAAAGAACCAGAGCUUUAUGAUAUUGUCAAAGAUAUGAUGAUUCAUGAUCCUUGUGGAGCUGCUAUGAAUUUUGCUGAUAAAACUACUGUGAACAAAGACGGCUUUCCUGUUUAUAGAAGACGAGAACAACCGGGGAGAUAUGUUGAGAAGAAUGGAGUUAAGUGUGACAACACUUCUGUGAUACCAUACAACAAAGAAUUGUCUCUUCUCUUUCGAGCUCAUAUCAACGUGGAAUGGUGCAAUCAAUCAGGGUCUAUAAAAUACUUAUUUAAGUAUAUCAACAAUGGCCAGGAUCGUGUCAAUGUUGCUGUGGAGCCGCCAAACACAGAAGAGAUGAAUGAAAAGAAGAAAAACGAGAUCAAAGACUUUUUUAAUUGCAGGUAUGUCUCUGCCUGCGAAGGUGCUUGGAGGAUCUUUACGUUUGAUAUUCACUAUAGAUCAACACCGGUCGAGAGAAUCCAGUUUCAUUUACCAGGUAAACAAAUCAUAGUUUUCAAAGAUGAUGACACAUGGGAAGAAGUGAGCCGGAAAUCAAUUGAGAACACUAUGUUUAUGGGCUGGUUUGAAUUGAAUAAGGUAAGUGCAGUUGCUCGGACACUCACUUUAGCUGAGAUUCCAACAAUGUUCACGUGGAAUAAAGGAGCCAAGAAGUUCCAUGAUAGGAAAAGAGGAUUCGCGAUUGGCAUAAUCAAUUAUGCUCCAGGAAAGAUCGAAGAGGCGUUCUAUCUGAGGGUUUUGCUUAACAUCGUGAGAGGUUGUACAUGUGAUGAGGAGAUUAGAACGUAUCAAGACGUUGUUUACGAAACAUACAAGGAAACAUGUUUUGCGAUGGGGCUGUUAGAAGAUGAUCAGGAGUAUAUUCACGACCUCUUGAGAGCAAGUUUUACCGAGACGGGAAGUUAUAUGCGUCAGGAUGUUAUGAUUAUGCUCAUGUCAAAUACUUUGUCAAAGCCAGAAGUCGUUUGGGAACACUCUUGGGAAUUACUUUCCGAAGACAUUGAGCAUAUGAGAAGAAGGCUAUUACACAUACCAGAGAUUGAGAAGCUUCUAAAGAUUAACGGUUUGUCUUUGGAGAAUUGGAAAGCUAUGCCUCAACCGAUUCCAGACGUUGUUAAUAACAAUGUAUUGAUCAUGGACGAGCUCAGUUACGACCGUGAAGAGUUACAUUAUGUGCUUCAACAUGACAUUCCAAGACUAACAUAG
Molecule: messenger RNA, 2508 nt
Organism: Raphanus sativus (radish)
Lineage: Eukaryota; Viridiplantae; Streptophyta; Magnoliopsida; Brassicales; Brassicaceae
Exons: 6
Coding region: 1-2508 (835 amino acids)
Source: RefSeq, a predicted model, not a curated record